UUAUUAUUUUUCGGCCACUAUUGCACGUUGACCAAGUCGCGAAGCCAGACGAAUCGCCUCUGUUUUGUUUGCGGCGUUCAAAAAUAUGGAUCUCCUGAUUCCAAGUAUCAACAAGACCCAUGAUGUUCUGAGCAGUAUUGGGGAGGAGAUGGUAGAAUUACCAAACAUAGUGGUUAUAGGAAGCCAGUCGAGCGGGAAGAGCAGUGUGUUAGAGAAUUUAGUUGGACGGGAUUUUCUCCCAAGAGGAACUGGUAUUGUCACUCGCUGCCCAUUGUCUAUUCAGCUGCAUAACAUCCCGAACAUUGCCCAGAAGCCCGGCAGCGACUCGCCAAUCAACGAAUGGGGAGAGUUUGCUCACAUCCCACAGAAGACGUUCGAUUUUGCCCAGAUCAAACAGCAGAUCUCUCAAGAAACGAUGAGAAUUGCCGGAUCGAAUAAAACUGUAUCAAGUGAGGAGAUUGUCCUUAAAAUUUUUUCACCCAACGUGGUCAACUUACGAUUGGUCGAUCUUCCGGGAAUCGCCAAAGUCCCCGUGGGCAAUCAGCCUGCCAACAUUGAAGAAUGUAUUCGAAACAUGAUCAUGACAUAUAUAAGUAGACCGAAUUCCAUUAUUCUUGCAGUUUCCGCUGCCAACACCGAUUUGGCUAAUAGCGACGCUCUCAAACUCGCCUACACCGUCGAUCCCCUAGGAGAUCGAACCAUCGGCGUUAUCACAAAACUAGAUCUAAUGGAUGCCGGGACCGAUGCCCUAGAAAUCCUCAAGGGUAAUCUCUUCAGGCUCAAACUUGGAUAUUAUGCAGUCCUUAAUCGCAGCCAACGAGACAAUAUCAAAAAUGUUUCUAUUCAAGAAUCCCUCAAGCACGAAGAAGAAUACUUCAAAACUCAUUCUGCGUACAAAUCCGUUCAACAUCAAUGUGGCACUCGCAAUCUUUCUAUUGCACUCUCUAACAUUCUUAACAACUCUAUCAAGACGCAACUCCCAAAAAUACGCGCUACCAUCCAACGGCAACUCAUCGAUACCAGGCAAGCACUCAGUUCAUAUUCAUUCGAGACCAAAUCUGUCAGCGAUAAACGCCAAAUCGUCAUCCUUCUUUCAAAUGACUUCUACCGUCGUUACCAAAAAGUUAUCUUCAAACCUAAAAAUACCCAAGAAAUCUACGGCGGUGGUCGUAUCAACUAUAUCUUUCAAAACAUCUUCGCCUCCAGCCUCGCGAACAUGGCCGACUCCAUCUGUGAAAUCCCCAGAGAACAAGUCCUAGAAACCAUCCGCAAUGCCUCUGGCAUAUUUCCUAUCCUAUUUUUGCCAAAAUCCGCCUUCGAAAUCCUCAUCAAAAGCCGUAUUAACCUACUUCGUAAGCCCUGCAUCGCCUGUGUCGACCUCGUCUACUCAGAGCUCAUCUCCAUUAUCAAUGGCCUCAAACCUAGCAAAAUCGUCAAGUAUGAACGCAUUUAUCAAGAAAUGAUCCGAAUCUCUACCGAUAUUAUCGAACAGUGCCGUACUCCCUGCUACGAACUCGUCAAUAACUUAAUCACUAUAGAACAUUCAUACAUUAAUUUUGACCAUCCAGACUUCAUCGCCUCCAAACAAAACUUUGAACUGGCUCUGACCAACUCCUCAGAUGACCUACUACCCACUAAACCUCAAGCUCCUCCAAGGACAAAAAAAGGCACUACUUACCUCGACAGCAAUGACACCAGCUCCGCUGAAGAGGAUGAAGACUACAAAAAAAAUGCUAAGUCACCAGUUGUUGGUGACAGUAAACCUCUCUCAAAUGCUGUAAAAAGAAAAGAACUUCUUAAAUUUUACGCUGAUAAACUAGUGAACCUGAUAUUUGCCUAUUAUAAAAUAGUCAUCAAAAGCAUCACAGAUAUCAUUCCAAAAACUAUUAAUCUAUAUCUAGUGGAUAAAUCUAUAGAACUUAUACAAGCAUCUAUGCCAAUAAGGCUGUUAAGUAGUGAAUAUGAAGAAGUUCUGAAUGAAAGUAUAUCAGGCGUAGAAGCUGAAAAAAAUGUUCUUGAGGUAAAGAUAAAGUCACUGACUAAAGCGAUGCAAAUCUUAAAUGAAAUAAAGUAGAGAUGAUAAUA
Molecule: messenger RNA, 2085 nt
Organism: Schistocerca gregaria
Lineage: Eukaryota; Metazoa; Arthropoda; Insecta; Orthoptera; Acrididae
Exons: 4
Coding region: 86-2074 (662 amino acids)
Cellular component (GO): microtubule; membrane; cytoplasm
Molecular function (GO): microtubule binding; GTPase activity; GTP binding
Source: RefSeq, a predicted model, not a curated record